Dreissena polymorpha is the source of this 4573-nucleotide messenger RNA. RefSeq lists its product as uncharacterized. The coding region runs from base 1235 to 3274 and encodes 679 amino acids. NCBI's taxonomy places the organism in Eukaryota, Metazoa, Mollusca, Bivalvia, Myida, Dreissenidae. The transcript is spliced from 2 exons. The record is from RefSeq and is a predicted model, not a curated record.
AACGUGGUUCCUUUCUAGCAAGACAGAAGGCUUUUUUUCCUUCCAUAAAAGAAGUAAAUUAUCAUGAACGUUUUGUACAGCAUACUAUGAACGAAACCGGUUUAUGUUGACCAUGUUAUUUUAUUUUGCAACAUAAUUAUGGACGAAGCCGAUUUGGUCUGACCAUUUUGUUUUGAAGAAAGUGUUCACGUUCUUUAAAGGGGCCUUUUCACAGAUUUUGGCAUGUAUUGAAGUUUGCCAUUUAAUGUUUUAUAUUGAUAAAUUUAAACAUUGGGCUUCAAAAUGUCCAGUAAAAAAACACAAAAAUACAAUUAAAAUAAGAAAUAAGUAACCCUCGACAGGGCUCGAACCACCGACCCCUGGAGUUAAAAGCUUUCGCUUAGACCACUCGGCCAUCCGUGCUCAUGCUAUGAGGGGACGUAUUUUUUGUACUUUAUAAUAGCAAUCACUCGUAGUUACACAAAAUAUAACGACAACAACAGAACUUAAGAAAUUAUUCAAUCGUUUCGCGUUGCAACGCUUAUGUUCAGGUUUUCAAAUCUUCAAAAGAUGCAUAAAAUGGAUAUUUUAGAGCAGGUUAAAUGUUCAGUGUAUUUAUUUCUUCACAAAUAUCGUAACAAAACGAAAGUUUGCGAUUCUGAAACACUUUUUUGAAUUUUGUCAAUUUACCAAAACGUGAAAAGGCCCCUUUAAAUGUUAAGUAAAUACAUUAAUAUCUUAUUAUGUAGCCAAAUGAAACUUAACUUGCAAUUAACAAUUAAAAUCUAUAAUUUACAUAUGUCCGCGUUUGGUCAACGUGUUUUUUUUUCGAAAAUUAAAAAUACAAAACAUGUAUUUAGAAACAUAUACUUAGUCAUUUGGAAUUGUUAUGUUAACUGACACCAUUUGAAAGAACAGACUGUAUUUGCGGACUAUACAUUUCAUAAUAUUACAUGGUUUGAAUGGUGAGUGUAGGUUACAAAAAAUCAUCACUUAUAUAGAAUACUGAUAUGUUUCUUCAUACUUCGUUACUUAUUAACAUAAACUGAUAUGUUUCUUCAAUGUACGUGCUCCCAAUUCGAAACUCAAUCUUGGUGUUGGGAGUUUUUGUCUCAAUGUGGAUCGACCGAGGUGUUCAAACAGCAGACGGGAUCAACAUCUCGUGACAAACUUUCCGAUUUCAGAGUACUUCCCAGCAUUAUCCAUCCGGAUAUCAGAUGUACUGGAUGAAAUCGGGGCAGGAAAACGCACUGUAAUGGAGCGGAGAGAAACAUAUUUGCUGAGAGAACGCAUUAUGACGAUAGCUGCACAAUGUUUGGAACUACCUGGGGAAUUUUUUCAUUUUGGUAGCCAAUCUGAAGGCACCACAACUCCCGGUCUCAAUUCUGAUAUUGAUUUGCUAAUUAGUCACACAGAUCUGAACAUCAUGACAGACUGGAGAGACUGGGAGGCUGGGAUGGAGAACCUUCUGAUGAUUCAUGACGACAUAACUAUACCUCAACAGUACUUGCUACAGGACAUACACAAAUACACACCUGAAGCGGUAACCAUUAUUGACAAUGAAAGAUGUGUAAGGAAAGAUUCCGGACAAGCACUUUUCAGCUCAGAAAGAUGGAAACAGCGAACAGAGCAUAUGGUUUCACAUUACGGAGAGGUAUUCAAAAAUGGACCUUCUGUGAGUAAUGAUCCCGACUGGGAUUUGGUAUCGACAUUGCCCGUCUGCAAACCUCUUCCAGAAAUACAGCGAUGGAUAGACAGAUGUAGAGGAAGACACUGGCCGCCUGCCCAAUUACUGAAGGCUGCACGUAAAGCCCCAUGUUUCUUGGUACCUGCAGGACAUCCAGAUAGUGAUUACAAGCGCGAAGAAUGGCGACUGUCUCCAAAUCUUAUUGAACGAAUGCUUAUGUUUAGUUUUAAUAUGGCACAAAUAAAAUGUUACAUAGUUCUAAAAUUAAUUAAAAAAUCCUUAUUUAGAAAAAUUGUUGGGGAUUUAAUCACAAGUUUUCAUUGCAAAACGUUAAUGUUCACCACCAUAGAGAGAACACACCCUUCUCUGUGGAAGGAACAUAACAUCAUGUAUCUCCUCUUACUAUGCUUACAAGAAUUAAGGAAAUGGCUGCGAUUGGGGUGCCUUCCUCAUUACAUCAUAGCUGGAGUGAAUUUAUUCGAUGGAAAACUGUCAAUUGUGAAACAGAAACUUCUUUUACAAUACGUUAACUACUUGAUAAAGAAUGGCUUGCAAGAUUUAUUUCAUAUUGAUAUAGACAACUUAGGAUGUCGAUUGCAAGCGUGUUGUAUACGGAGGAUCAAACAAGGUGGAGAGGGAGAACUGGGAGGUGUAGUCUUACGUUACAGUAUCAGUUUAUUGCUGAAGGUCGGGUACUUGCAAAGAAUACUUUUGAAUUUGACACCGAUAAUAUAUACAAUACAGAGUUCGAAUUCGACAUUCCAACAAAGUAUAUACAAUACAUUACUCACUGCUGUUCAAGGCUUCACGAAUGAACAAUUGAAAACCGUUGCGUUCGACCUUAUUAAUCACCUGUAUGUCGUAUAUAAUUCAGUGCAAUCAUCUAAGUGUUCGCGUCUUCCAAACCCUGCUUUCAGCGAAAUUAUAAGCCGUUUUCAAUUUUGUUUAAACACAGAUAUAGCCUCUAGUCGUUUAAAGUUGGCUUCUUUGCUAUACUGCUUUGGACAUUUUCACGCGGCAGUUAGAGUGCUGGAUGACGUUGAGAAGAGGUAUCACAGCAAGGUCAAGGCUGUGUGUCGAGUAAGACGUAACGAAGGAGAAAGCGAUCUCCGGGUGUUUGCUAGCAUGAUCACAGAUAACUAUGAGAACGUACUCAGUGAACAACCAUUCGCAUUCUGUGUCAGGUUUAUUAGAGAAGAAGCGCACUGCGCCCCAUACGUAUUGUGGUUUGAAAUGAACCGCGCUAUGACUGAAGAGGAAGUUGCACAAAGAGAUGUCUAUGACAAAAAUUGGAUGGAUAACGCUGAGGUAGAUGCUUGUCCUUUUCUUCGCUAUUUACAGUAUCUUACGUAUGGAGGACAAGGUGAACGCACCAAACAGCUAUAUGCGCUUGAAGUACUCGAGUCGUAUAUAGCUGAUCCAAGAAAUGCAAUCAACAUGCAUCAUCCUGAGACAGCGCUCAAUUUGCUUGGUCACUGCUAUGAAAUGGAAGGCUACUAUCAAAGUGCGUUAUAUAUCUACGAGUUAUCGUUGCGUCGUUACCAUACGAACAAUGCUGCUAACUGGCACGUUCAGCGUGUGCAGCGACUAAUAAGUAAUUUAUAUUGAAUAUUAAAACAUUUUAAUGUGUACAGUAUCAUAAAAGUGUUUUUGUGUAGACAAUGUGAUAUCAGUUAGUUCUAAGUUAAUGAUUAUUGUUAACUAAAAAAAUCGUAAACUUUAUACUGUUGUGUUUGUAUUAGAAUUGUAAUUUGACAUUUAUCGAUGUUGAUAUUGACACAGUUAGUGUAGAUUUACUUUAUUUAGCGAGUUGAUCAAAACCUGAACCCCGAUUUUUCGCGUUUUCGUUAAGAGAAAUAAAUAUUUUUUAUGUAUUCAACAAUUACAUUGAAAUCUUAUCGCCAAGUUGUUUUCUUAACAUGUUUGAUUUUUUUUCAAAGGAAACAUGUUUAAAUUUGUAACAACCAAUGUAUUGUUGUUGUUGUUUUUCACUUGUUAAUCGCAUAUCUUCAUCAGGAAAGGUGUGUUAAUAAAUGCUCGUAUAUUCGAACCACACUAUAGUGUUAGUAGAUAAACAAUAUACUUCGGGUUAUCGAAUAAUGUGUCCUCAAAAGGCUUAUUAUAAUAUCAUUUCUUCACCAUCGAAAGAUAUGGUAUGAUAAAUUGUUAAUAUUUGAUAAACAUGCAGUUUUCUUUCUACACAUUCAUAUUUCACUUUCAGACCGGCGUCAUUCUAAAAUGGGUUUAAUAACGUUUCGGCAAGCGUAGUCGUGUAAGGACCGAAGCAUUCCACUAUAAAAUCACGCAAGGCAUCAUAGUCUCAUAAAGGAUCUCCUGAACAAAAUGCGCAUGAUGGUCUAUAACAACGCAGCAGUUACGCUUGCAUCAUAUGUCAUAAGAUUCAUUUUCGAAUGACGCUGGUCUUUAAUAAGCUCAAUGCGUCUUGUAGAUCAAACUUCUAAGCACGAUACUGCUCUAUAAAAAAAAUAUGAUACACUGUGUAUUUUGUUUCAAAUAAGCAAAUUGCGAUAGCCUAUUUAGACUUUUAGAAACGAUUUUCAGACGGGCUGAUCGAUUACGGCAAACAGUUGUGGCUAAAUAGUCAUAUAACAUAUUUACAUGUAUCCAUUUUCACCGCGUAGUCUGAGCAUGACUUCUCCCCGUACGUCUCGGUCGGCGUCUGCUGUGGCUUCUUCGUCGGCUUCUGCGUAAUGUUCUUUACGGUAAAGAUGCAACGUCUCUGAUCUAGCGGUAUUAUGUUUUAUUAAUUUAUUUGAAAUGUGUUUUGUGAAAUUGCAUAUGCGUGCAUCAACUUAAAUACUGUACUGUGUGUUAUAUAAUGGGCUGUUUUGAUUGGUAUACAUGUUGUUCUUGUUUGUUGUAUUAAACAGAUAUGUUUUACAUAAA